Molecule: messenger RNA, 1612 nt
Organism: Monascus purpureus
Lineage: Eukaryota; Fungi; Ascomycota; Eurotiomycetes; Eurotiales; Aspergillaceae
Source: the annotation of a GenBank genome assembly
UAUUAAUCGACGCUCUGCACGGAUCGCGGAUCGGAUCGCGGAUCGGAUCGCAGUCAAUAGUGCUGUUUCUUAAUUAUAGUUUGCUGUUGCCGUAUCACGAGCCGUGGGAACAUCAUGAUGGGUUUAUAUACCUAAUUCCUUGCGGACACCGCGCCAUUAGACGUACACCUUUUCUAUUGUCUUUAACAGUGGGCGUUAACCUGUCUCACAAUGUCAGGUAAGCAUUGGGCCACCAGGACCACCAAGUUCCUGGAGAUUCCCGGGCCUCUGCGAACGUCAAUCCAGGCAACACGAGCAGAGUACAGACGGCUGGGGAACAGCGGUUUGCGGAUUUCGAACCCCAUCUUUGGCGGGCUCCAAGUGGGCAGCUCACAAUGGUUUCCAUGGGUUCUGGAUGAAGACAAAGCUAUUCCUCUACUCAAGGCCGCGUAUGAUAGGGGAAUCAACACGUGGGAUACGGCCAACACCUAUUCGAAUGGCGAGUCGGAACGGAUAAUGGGCAAGACGCUUCGAGUGCACAAUAUCCCUCGGAGGAAAGUAGUCCUCAUGAGCAAGUGCUGUCGAGUUGUGUGUGAUCAAGAGAAUUUUGAUCCUGGACUCGGUUUGACAAUGUUGGGAUCCCAAGCUGGACAGAGCAAGGACUAUGUGAAUUCAUUUGGCCUCUCCCGAAAUGCCAUAUUCGGUGCAGUGGAGGCUUCACUGGAACGGCUAGGCACGACCUACCUCGACGUGCUCCAGAUCCAUCGAUUUGACGACACGGUACCGCCAGAGGAGACGAUGCAGGCCUUGCAUGACUUGGUCAAGAUGGGCAAAGUCCGGUAUCUAGGAGCUAGUUCAAUGUGGACCUACCAAUUCGCCCUCUUGCAACACACGGCUGAGCGGUACGGACUCACCAAGUUUGUCUCGAUGCAAAAUCAUUACAACCUCCUCUAUCGAGAGGAGGAACGGGAAAUGAACAGAUAUUGCCGGCAGACCGGUGUUGGCUUGAUUCCGGUGCGUACUCUGAGCCAUUUACCUUGUCUUUUUUAUGAAUCAUAAAUCACUUACCUGCUACAGUGGGCUCCCCUAGCAUCCGGACAACUAGCACGCCCCUUGGACCAAAACGGAUUGACGUUGAGAUCAACCGUGAAUAAAAAUGGCGCAUUCUACUACGAUGACGAUAAUGCCGAUUCAGAGCUCAUCAUUACGCGCGUGCAGGAAAUCGCACAACGUCGAGGCUGGCCAAUGAGCCAUGUUGCACUGGCCUGGCUGAACCGGAGAGUCACAGCUCCAAUCGUCGGUUUCAACUCGGUGGCGCGCUUGGACGACGUCCUAGAUGCCCGUGGGAAAGUACUGACACUGGAAGAGGAAGAAUACCUGGAAGAGCCGUACCGGCCAAAGUGGAUCCAGGGACACAACUAAGGACAUCGUUGAUCCUCGAAGGAUGGGUUCCUGAUCAGACGGAGAGAGAGAUACGGGUCAUGAGCAGGAAUAAUAGUAUAGAAUGGCUGAAAAUAGUGACUAUAAUGAUGGAUCCGUAGGUAUGCCAUGCCUGCUAAAGGUAUUGUUUAUAGUGAUGAAUAUAUAUGUGAAUAUAUAUAUGAAUAUGAAAGGUCCCCUAGAUCUAAUGUUU